UCUGCCACCCCAUGUCCUGGGAUGUUUUCCAUGAGUGACGGACAUCAUGCUGGGCUGGGAGUUCGCUCAGUGGCAGCGGCUCAGCAGCUCAGUUUAUGUUCUGCCGUGCCUCAGGCCUGGGUUUGAGUACAGCACCACAUGGGACCACCAAGGACAGCACCUGGAGGAGCUCUAUGAAUGGUGCCUUUGGUACUUCGUGAGAAACAUUUCCAGAUAUAUCACAGAGGUCAAGUCUUUGCCGCCCAACAUAAAAGACCGACUGCUUAAGAUAAUGAGCCUGGAGGGGCAGAUAACAGAUUCCAAUAUAAGCGAGAUUUUGCAUCCUGAAGCCCAAACUCUGAACAUCGAGGGCUGUGAUGUCUCAGACAUGGCUCUCCAGCAUGUGUGUAACUGCAGAAAACUGAGGACAUUAAAUUUAAGUUCCUUUGAGAAGAAAAGAAACUCCAUAACUUCAGAAGGAAUAAAAGCUGUGGCCUCAUCUUGUUCAUACCUGCAGGAGGUCUCUCUGAAAAGGUGCAGCGGCCUCACUGAUGAGGGGGUCCUGGCUUUCGCGCACAACUGCCGGUGGUUGCGGAUCAUCAAGCUGAGCGGCUGCUCCGGCAUCACCGACAGGUCCUUGCACGCUAUUGGGGAGCACUGCCUGCUCCUGCAGUGCAUUGACUUCUCCUUCACCCAGGCGUGUCCCCUCCCCUCUGCCCAGGUGUCUGACCGCGGCGUGGCCGCACUCGUCAGUGGACCCUGUGCUGAGAAACUGGAGGAGAUUAAUAUGGGCUAUUGUGUCAACCUGACUGACAAGGCUGUAGAAGCUGUCCUCACUUGCUGCCCUCAGAUGCAAAUCUUCCUCUUCCUGGAAUGCCCCCUCAUUACAGACCGUUCACGAGAAAUCCUGGAGCAGUCACUGGGCCCAAAGAAGCUGAAGCACAUCAUGUGGACGGUCUACUGAUGCUUCAUGAAGCUUCCAGAAGCACUGCUCAUCACCCCUUCCCAGGGGGUGAUGUUCUGUACAGUCUGGCUUUCCACUUCAGUUAAGACUUCCCUGUUGGCAUUCAGUUUUGUUUCCAGUUACAGCUCUCAGAGGACCAGCUAGGCCCUAUCUCUCCGUAGCUUGUGCUUGGACAUUAAGCAGACUCCCAGAUACUAACAGCUCAGUAGUUGCAGGCUUGUUACAAGAGUCCUUGUUUUCCACACAGUUAUCCCAGAAAGCCCGGUGAUCAGUUUAAGGAGGGGGAGGCAGGAGUAAGGGAUGUUGUCUUUGUUUCAAAUAAACGAUGUUUAUAAGGA
This is a messenger RNA of Erinaceus europaeus (western European hedgehog), 1281 nucleotides long. It is a transcript of the gene AMN1, whose product is annotated as antagonist of mitotic exit network 1 homolog. Gene Ontology annotation, biological process: SCF-dependent proteasomal ubiquitin-dependent protein catabolic process. The transcript is spliced from 7 exons. The record is from RefSeq and is a predicted model, not a curated record. NCBI's taxonomy places the organism in Eukaryota, Metazoa, Chordata, Mammalia, Eulipotyphla, Erinaceidae. The coding region runs from base 47 to 943 and encodes 298 amino acids. Gene Ontology annotation, cellular component: SCF ubiquitin ligase complex. Gene Ontology annotation, molecular function: protein binding.